Molecule: messenger RNA, 1227 nt
Organism: Danaus plexippus (monarch butterfly)
Lineage: Eukaryota; Metazoa; Arthropoda; Insecta; Lepidoptera; Nymphalidae
Gene: Mettl2
Product: tRNA N(3)-methylcytidine methyltransferase Mettl2
Exons: 4
Coding region: 126-1205 (359 amino acids)
Molecular function (GO): tRNA (cytidine-N3)-methyltransferase activity
Source: RefSeq, a predicted model, not a curated record
UUGACAAUGACAUUUUCUACUAAUUAAUUACAGGUUAUGUUUUAAUCUUCUUAUAAAUUAAAACAAGAAUACAUCCAUGGAAAAUACUGACAAAAGACCACAGUUUGGAAAUAGACUACUAGAAAAUGUGGAUGAGGUCUUCAAACACAACGCUUGGUACUGUAUUCAAAGUUAGCAUUCGAUUUUGUAAAAGAAAGGAAUAUCCUGAAAAAGGUGUAACUAGCUUGGAAGUUACGAGGCAUAGAAAAAAACCCCCUGGCGGUAAUCGAUAUUUAACUGAUCCCGAACACAUAUUUUUAUUCAAUGCAUGGGACAAUGUACAGUGGGAUGUGGAACAAGAAGAAGCAGCGGCAAAGAAAGUCCAACAGAACUCUGUUAUAAAAUUAUCAGAUGAAAAUAUAAAAGACUUAGGAGAGAAUGCUAAUAAACAUUGGGACGCCUUUUAUGAUAUACACCAAAAUAGAUUUUUCAAAGACCGUCACUGGUUAUUCACGGAAUUCCCUGAACUAGCACCGGACAAUACAUCAGCUCCCAUCAGGGUGUUACCCAAAACUGAAAUUAGUAACCAAUCACACGAAAAUAGAAAUGAAACUAACCAAUCAAACAACGUUGACAACCAAAACAAAAGAUACAUAUUUGAAAUUGGCUGUGGGGUCGGCAAUACUAUAUUUCCUAUACUCCAGUACAGCCGCGAUCCAAAUUUAUUCAUAUAUGGGUGUGAUUUCUCAUCUAAGGCGAUAGAUAUUAUGAGACAAAGUGAUUUAUAUGACAAGAAGAGGUGUGAGGUGUUUGUCUUAGAUGCGACGGUACCUGAAUGGCAGGUUCCAUUCAAAGAAAACUCAUUAGAUAUUAUUGUUCUCAUUUUCGUUUUGUCCGCUAUUGAGCCUGCCAAAAUGAAAACAGUAAUUGGCAACAUUUACAAAUAUUUGAAGCCUGGAGGUCUAGUAGUGUUCCGGGACUAUGGGAAAUAUGACCUUGCUCAAUUGAGAUUCAAAACGGGACGCUGCAUAUCAGAGAACUUUUAUGCCAGAGGCGAUAACACUAUGGUAUACUUUUUCACACAGGAAGAAAUAUCAAACCGUUUUAGAGGUGCUGGAUUUACUGAAGAACAAAACUUAAUAGACAGAAGACUGCAAGUGAAUAGAGGAAAAAUGCUGACAAUGUAUAGAAUUUGGAUUCAAGCAAAGUAUCGUAAACCAGCAUAAUAUAAUAUAUAAUUUUUACACC